AUGCGAACGCUCGUCUCAAUUCUUGAAAAUGCUGUUUACUUCUCCGAAAUAGAGCGGCUAGAAAUCGAGAAAAUCGCCGCAUCCAGAUCUUUCAUCUGGAUAUGGUGUGGCAGUGGAGAGGGUCUCGAAGGCGCACGUAAGUGUUUCCGGAAGUGGGGAUUUCGGCGAUGUGAAGACAUCUGCUGGAUCAAGUCUAAUAAAAACAAUCCGGGACACGAACAGAUGGAACCGGGCGCCGUGUUUCAACGCACCAAGGAGCACUGUCUCAUGGGCAUCCAUGGCACUGUGCGCCGUUCCACAGAUGGCGACUUUAUUCACGCCAACCUAGACAUCGAUCUCAUUAUCAGCGAAGCCAAACCACCGGGUAGCUACGCCGCCAGGGACAAACCCACCGAAAUCUUCCACAUCAUCGAGCAUUUUUGUCAGGGUCGGCGUCGUCUGCACCUCUUUGGACGAGACAGCACCUUACGCGCUGCAAGUUUUUGUUCGUUUGUGUAUGCAGUUGAUGUGUCUCCCUUUUUGUCUUUGCAUGGCAAAAAAAGCGUUGCCGAUCCAGGUAUUUUCUGA
Dibothriocephalus latus is the source of this 567-nucleotide messenger RNA. The record is from the annotation of a GenBank genome assembly. NCBI's taxonomy places the organism in Eukaryota, Metazoa, Platyhelminthes, Cestoda, Diphyllobothriidea, Diphyllobothriidae.